Talpa occidentalis (Iberian mole) is the source of this 2942-nucleotide messenger RNA. It is a transcript of the gene HOMER2, whose product is annotated as homer scaffold protein 2. Gene Ontology annotation, cellular component: dendrite; plasma membrane; postsynaptic density. The record is from RefSeq and is a predicted model, not a curated record. Gene Ontology annotation, molecular function: G protein-coupled glutamate receptor binding. The transcript is spliced from 9 exons. NCBI's taxonomy places the organism in Eukaryota, Metazoa, Chordata, Mammalia, Eulipotyphla, Talpidae. Gene Ontology annotation, biological process: G protein-coupled glutamate receptor signaling pathway; regulation of store-operated calcium entry. The coding region runs from base 28 to 1059 and encodes 343 amino acids.
UCGGAGCGGCCGCCAGCAGCGCCGGAGAUGGGCGAGCAGCCCAUCUUCACCACGCGCGCGCACGUCUUCCAGAUUGACCCCAGCACCAAGAAGAACUGGGUGCCCGCCAGCAAGCAGGCCGUCACCGUCUCCUACUUCUACGACGUCACGAGGAACAGCUACCGCGUCAUCAGCGUGGACGGAGCCAAGGUGAUCAUCAACAGCUCCAUCACGCCCAACAUGACCUUCACCAAGACGUCGCAGAAGUUCGGGCAGUGGGCGGACAGCAGGGCCAACACCGUGUUUGGCUUGGGGUUCUCCUCCGAGCAGCAGCUGACCAAGUUUGCAGAGAAGUUCCAGGAGGUGAAGGAAGCAGCCAGGCUGGCCAGAGACAAGUCCCAGGACAAGGUGGAGACCUCGAGCGGUCACUCCCAGGCCUCCAGCGUCAACGGCACGGACGACGAGAAGGCUGCCCACGCGGGCCCCGGGGACGCGCACCUCAAGUCCGAGAACGACAAGCUGAAGAUUGCGCUGACGCAGAGCGCCGCCAACGUGAAGAAGUGGGAGGUGGAGCUGCAGACGCUGCGGGAGAGCAAUGCGCGGCUGAGCGCGGCGCUGCAGGAGUCAGCGGCCGGCGCCGAGCAGUGGAAGCGCCAGUUCUCCGCCUGCCGCGACGAGAACGACCGGCUGCGUGGCAAGAUCGACGAGCUGGAGCAGCAGUGCAGCGAGGCCAGCAGGGAGAAGGAGAAGAGCGCCCAGCUCGAGAGAAGAAUCGAGGCGCUGGAGGCCGAGCUCCGGGAAAGGGAGACGGAGCUGAGGGACCUCCGGAAGCAGAGCGAGCUCAUACCUCAGCUCAUGUCGGAGUGCGCGUUCGUCUCUGAGAAGCUGGAGGCGGCAGAGCGAGACAAUCAGACGCUGGAGGACAAGGUGCGGGCUCUGAAGACGGACAUGGAGGAGAGCCGGUACCGGCAGAGCCGCCUGAAGGGGGAGCUGAAGAGCUUCCUGGAGGUGCUGGACGGGAAGAUCGACGACCUGCACCACUUCCGCCGCGGCCUGUCCCAGCUGGGCGCCGACCACUAGGGGUCCCCCCGCUGGGGCGGCCGCCCUGGCCUGUGGCCUCCAUCCGCGCGGGCGCGGCUGUCUCAGGCCAGGCCCGCGGUCCCUCCUGCUGGCGCUGGCCAGCGGGCUACUGCCUCGGGGAAGAUUCUGACUCAGGAACCCAGAGCUAGGUCUGCCUUCGCGUUCACACCGGCGCUUGUUUCUUUCUUAAGGGCUGUUGCAACUGUAGGAACUGGGAAGUGUUUUCUGAUCCAAAUAUGAAAAACCUCUGCACCUCCCGUGUGGGAGCCACGUUCAGAGAGUGAAGGUCCCCCGCCCUGCGGCGUCGCCUGCAGACGGCAGGUGGGGGUGGGCGGGGUGCCGCCCCGCCGCCCUGCAGGGUCUCCCCCGACUCCUCUUGGUUUUCACCUCCAGCAGAUCCCCGGGCUGUGGGUGCAGAGCAGGUGAAGGUGCCUGGCACAAAGUAGGUGCUUAAUAAAUACUCGUUUUAUUAAACAUUUAAACAGAAUUUAGCGUUUCAAUCACGCCCCCAGCAGAGCCCACUGGGCACUUGCUGGACCAGACACCCCGGGUGUGCUGGGCAGCCACAGACGUGGACGCCACUGGUGUCAGCCCCUCCCUGCCCCCACUGACUAGUGGCCCUGCACCCCCACCCUGACCCUGGGACCCGCCUGGCCCGGAGCUCGUGCCUGGGGGUUCUGGGGCCACCUGCCGUGCCUGGCCCGGCUCGGUCCAGGCCCUGGGAACGAGGCCCAAUCCCAUGCUGCAUUUGGACAGGUGAGAAAGAGGCUGUACAGGCAGAGAGGGAGGGAAGCUCCUGGGGGGCCUGGCCUGGCACCGAGCAGGCUGCCCUGGUGGCCCCUCAGUUCCUGGUGAGGAAGGGCCGUGGCCAUGGAGCUCUCUCGGAGCACCUCUGGACUGGCUGGCGAGGCGGCUGUUUCUCAAAGCCACCAGCAGUUGGGACCUUUGAGAACCACUGAGACAGCUUCCCUCCAGGAAGACGAUCUCGUGUGGCUGGAGCCCUCCCCGCUGACCGUAGACAAAUGACAGAAGGCGAGCGAGACAGUGGGGCCGGCCCCCAGGGAGGGAGCCCCGGGCUCACGCAGGCCUGGGCAGAGGGGCCACCACCCAACUCCCUUCAGGUGAGGUUCGUGCAGCCUUGUUCCGAGGCCAAGGGCAGACCCCGGGGCUCCCGCCAGGAGUCACUCCCACCGUCCACCCCACCGUGGACACAGUGGUUAGACCGGAGGCCUGAGCGGCCCGGAGGGCCCCCUCGCCUGCCCGUCCUCAGUGGGCAGUUGUGUGCACCGUGGACUUUGCUAGACUCAGGAGUCCGCAAGCUGUCCACAGGUGCUGGCCAGUGACUGGACACGUUUAAGGGUGGACCAAACAGAGCCCCCCGCCUGUUCUAAGAGAGCUCCCUUCCUCUGGAAUUCUGCGCCGACCGAUGAGUGCCGGCCUUGGGCGCCAGGCUCUCUGAGGGGCCUCCCGGGUGCGCCUGUGGGGGGUGGCCAGGAUGGGACUCGGCCGGGGUUUGCGGGGAGCCUGUGUUUUGUGCCACCUACCCUCAAAAUCCCGAUUCUCGCUCCCCUGGAACUGCCCCUGGUUCUGAGAGCUGUAGUGGUUUAAGUGCCCGCAAGGCAGCGUCCAGAUAAGCCGUGAGUGACGUGCGUGGUUUGAGAGGAGCCUGUUUUCUGAUCACGUGAUUUUCCCCAAAGAAAUACCUUCCCAUGCAGGACGGCCUGUUGCCUCCGCGUCUGCUCUGCCUGUGCCCGGGGCUGGGCUUUCUGGGUCCUCGUUAGCACCGCCAGGCCCAGUAGCGGCAGGAAGGUGACAGCUGGAGGGCAGGGGCUGUGCGUGGGGCCUGCGCUCGUGGUUUCUUCUGCGAGUUUGGUUGUUACAGG